GAAAAUUCUUAACGGAUCACUCUAAGAAAAAUAUAUGUAAUGUUUCUAGACAUAACCAAGAAACGGACAGAACAGAAAUUUAUAACGAGAAAUUGAAUUGAAUGCAGAGAGAGAAAUCAACCUCCUCCUCUGGCCUACCCGAUCCCUUCAUUUCUAUGCUUUUUCGUUUUCGCUUUCCAAUCUCGUGGUGCAAAUGCCCACACCGCCACAAGUUUGAUAGAGACUUUUACAGCGAGAAAUUCGAUUCUCUUUUUAUAGAGAGAAACUCCAGAUUUUUAAUUCCCAAUCUUUUGUACACAAGCCAUUAACUCAUGCCUUCAUUUUCCCUCUUUUGGAACUGAUCCCCAAAUCUUAAUUUCCUCAUCUCUCUCUCAUUCUAUAGAUUCUUCUAUUUCACUGAGAAUUCUGACUUGUAUUCCUUGGGAAAAUGGGAUUGGUUUCUGGGAUCUUUCUGGGGAUGAUCUUUGGGAUAGCGGUUAUGGCGGGAUGGAAGCACAUGAUGAGGUACCGAAGCACCAAGCGAGUUUCCAAGGCAGUUGAUAUAAAACUCCUUGGGUCCCUAAACAGGGAUGAUUUGAAGAAAAUAUGUGGCGAUAAUUUUCCUGAAUGGAUAUCAUUUCCUGUCUUUGAGCAGGUGAAAUGGCUGAACAAACAGCUGAGCAAAUUAUGGCCAUUCAUUGCAGAUGCAGCUACAAUGGUGGUUAAAGAAUCUGUUGAACCACUAUUGGAAGACUAUCGACCACCAGGGAUUACAUCAUUAAAGUUCAACAAAUUUUCUCUUGGAACUGUGCCACCCAAGAUUGAAGUUAAUGCAGGUAUCCGAGUUCAGAGUCUCAAGAAGGGUCAAAUCACUAUGGAUAUUGAUUUCCGAUGGGGCGGUGAUCCAAGCAUCAUUUUAGGUGUUGAAGCUGCACUUGUUGCUUCUAUACCCAUUCAGUUGAAAGACCUUGAAGUUUAUACUGUUAUUCGGGUUAUCUUCCAACUUGCUGAGGAGAUACCAUGUAUUUCUGCUGUUGUUGUUGCUCUACUUUCUGAGCCGAAGCCUAAAAUUGAUUAUGUUCUGAAAGCUGUUGGUGGAAGCUUAACAGCCAUUCCCGGACUAUCAGAUAUGAUUGAUGAUACCGUGCAUUCAAUUGUCACAGAUAUGCUUCAAUGGCCUCACAGGAUUGUUGUUCCAAUUGGUGGUAUACCUGUUGAUACAAGUGAAUUAGAGCUUAAACCACAAGGAAAGCUUACAGUGAUGGUAGUGAAAGCAAAAGAUUUGAAGAACAUGGAAAUGAUUGGAAAAUCCGAUCCCUAUGUGGUUUUAUAUAUUCGGCCAGUAUUCAAGGUUAAAUCAAAUGUUGUUGAGAACAACCUCAAUCCUGUUUGGAAUCAAACAUUCGAGCUGAUUGCUGAAGACAAGGAGACUCAGUCGCUUAUUCUUGAGGUCUUUGAUAAGGAUAUUGGGCAAGACAAGAGAUUGGGAACAACAAAAGUGCCUUUAAUUGAGCUGGAAGCAGAAACUUGGAAAGAACUGGAGUUAAGACUGCUGCCAUCUCUUGACAUGUUGAAAAUCAAGGAUAAGAAGGAUAGAGGAACUCUUACAAUUAAGAUCUUGUACCAUGAAUUUAACAAGGAGGAGCAAUUGGCUGCUCUAGAAGAAGAGAAAAGGAUCCUAGAAGAAAGAAAGAAGCUAAAAGAAGCAGGAGCUAUAGGGAGCACAAUGGAUGCACUUGAUGGAGCUGCAUCGCUGGUGGGUACUGGUAUUGGUGCUGGAGUCGGGCUUGUGGGAACUGGCGUUGGUGCUGGAGUCGGGCUUGUGGGAACUGGCGUUGGAGCUGUGGGCAGUGGCCUUGGAGCUGUUGGCAGUGGCCUAAGCAAAGCAGGGAAGUUCAUGGGCAGGACAUUCACUGGGCAAUCCAGCAAGAGAAGUGGCUCCACAACUCCAGUGAACAGUGUGCAAGAAAAUGGUGGGGCGAAGCCUCGGUAGCGCACUAGCAGAAUUAUAUGUGAAUUACACUUUGGUUUGCAUUACUAUGACCUUAGGUUGAGAGGAGUUAUUUUGCGCUCUGUUACAUAGUGUUUUUUCCAGUAUUUUCUCUGUUAAUUUGGCACAGAAUGUCUUUCUCCAUUCUAGUUUCAACUGCAUUUUCCUUGUCCAAUUCAUGUUCUACCAUACGUUGAAUUGAUAGCAGAUGUUUAAGUGAACGUGUACAAGCAAACAUGAUUCUCUCA
Hevea brasiliensis (rubber tree) is the source of this 2217-nucleotide messenger RNA. RefSeq names its product calcium-dependent lipid-binding protein. NCBI's taxonomy places the organism in Eukaryota, Viridiplantae, Streptophyta, Magnoliopsida, Malpighiales, Euphorbiaceae. Gene Ontology annotation, molecular function: lipid binding. The record is from RefSeq and is a predicted model, not a curated record. Gene Ontology annotation, cellular component: endoplasmic reticulum. Bases 428 to 1972 code for a protein of 514 amino acids. The transcript has 12 exons.